UGAAAAGGCAUAGCAUUUAACAGCUGAUAUAUGAUUAUAAAACUUCCUUUUGUCUUUUUCCUCAUUCAAAUAAAUAAAUAAAUAAAAACAUCCGUCAGAACCUACAUUGAGGUUAGUUCUCCAAACGAAACAAAAUGAGUUUUGAAAACACUCACACCACGAUGGUUAAUUUUGUGGCUGUAAUUCCAAUCAUCGCUAUCUUCUCUACUUUUCAAGUGGAAGCUUAUGAUCUCCUUACCGAGCCGGGCAUUUACACUUACGUUGUCGCCAUAAAAACACCAGCAGGCGUGUGUACGGGCUCAAUAGUGGCUAACGAAUGGGUGUUGACUGCCGCGCACUGUUUUUUCCACAAUAACGAGAGGAUGGAAAUGGAAAAUAUCACUGUAUUGGCAGGCAUAACAAACUAUGAAUACCCAAGAGAAGAAACGGGCCAAGUAAAAUAUGUCUCGGAUAUACAAAUACACCCACGAUUCUGGAGCAACCGGCUGUCGAAGUUCGAUAUCGCUUUGGUUCGAGUCAACGGUUCUUUUGAGUUCAAUGAGUACGUCAGUAAAAUAAAAGUCGCCGAAGAUGGUUGGUCUAACAAGCUAGACUACGAUUGCAACUGCAUGUCAUUCGGAUUCGGUGGCUAUCCGGACAAUGAAUCUUCAAUGAAGGCCUUAAAGGUGUGGAACGUCACUGCUGGCUACGGCCCUGAAAACUGUCCGUGUUCCCGGCGGUUCCAGUACCGACGGCUGGUGUGCGCAAAGAGCGCAGACUACGCCAAACUCUGCAAGGGCGACGACGGCGGGCCCCUGGUUUGCGGAAAUGUCAUCCGCGGAAUCGCACACAUGGUGCGCAACUGGUACGACUGUGGAGAGAAUCCUAUGUAUCCCAUAGAUAAUUGUGUUGGCAGCCCUGAUAGAGGAUUGUCUAUCUACAUUAUGCUUUGUCCCUUCAACAACUGGAUGCACGACGUAGUUCAGGAGCUACCUCGUAUGCCGGCUACUUGCGUGGCGUCCCUCAGGGUUCCAUCUUUGAUCCUUUGUUUUUUCGUUCUCUUUGUAGUGUUAAAGUAGUUAGUAGGUGUUUUUAU
Molecule: messenger RNA, 1075 nt
Organism: Macrosteles quadrilineatus (aster leafhopper)
Lineage: Eukaryota; Metazoa; Arthropoda; Insecta; Hemiptera; Cicadellidae
Product: kallikrein-8-like
Exons: 2
Coding region: 135-1058 (307 amino acids)
Biological process (GO): proteolysis
Molecular function (GO): serine-type endopeptidase activity
Source: RefSeq, a predicted model, not a curated record